UCAUCCAGACCAGAGGGAAAAACAGCAGAAAGGAGAGGAACGCUGGACGGAGGUUUGGCUGGAAAAAGGGGGCAACUCAGCCGCUUUACUGUGCUAAAAAUACAUAUUCCAGGAGGAGAUAACAGCAGUCUUUAUUGGUGCUUCUUUUACGGUUAAUCAGUGACUGAAGAGGAUGAAGCUCUCCUGAUUGUUUAUCGUCCUGUCUUCAUUCACACAUCACCUUCAUCAUGAACCACACUCCCAGCCCCCAACUCUCAGAAGGCGGUAAGACGGCUGGAGGUGGUCUGCUGUGUAGCCUGGGUCUUGGGUCUGACAGGGGCAUCCGCUCCCCAGACAGCCUCACCCACACACCCAGCCCCACAGGGGGAACCCCCAGCUCCAGCCCGCCACUGCUGCUGUCACCCGGACUGGGAGGCCUUGGCCUGGGAUCCCUGGGUGAUGGAGCCGGGGCUGACUGGGAGAGCAGAGAGGAGCUGAGGCUCAGGGAGCUGGAGGAGGCUCGGGCCAGAGCAGCUCAGAUGGAGAAGACUAUGAGGUGGUGGUCAGACUGCACCGCCAACUGGAGAGAGAAGUGGAGCAAGGUUCGUGCAGAGCGUAACCGCGCUCGUGACGAGGUUCGUCAGCUGAGACAGCGGCUGGACACCCUUACCAAGGAGCUGACCAGUGUUCGGCGGGAGCGGCAGGAGCUCCAUGGCAACCACACAGUUCUUCCACCAUCUGCCACUUCUCCCUCUUCCUCCGCUACACAUCAUUGUGGUGCUUCCUCUUCUUCUUGUCCAUCUAUCCCUCCCUUCUCUCCUGCUUCCUCCUCCUCUUACUCUCAGGUCCACAGUGACAGCAAGCUAGACUUUGUGGGGGAGGGGCCACCAGGGUCUCCAGAACCUGAGCCAGUAAGGGACGUGGACUUGGACAAGAAAAAGAUGGGUCAACAAAAGGACCUGGAGCUGCUGGAGUCAGUCCUCCAUUCCCAGACCCUGGGUGCUGACAGUCAGGAUGCCUGGGACAGUCGUGGUGGCAACGCCGAUGUUAACCCUACCAGCCCACGUUCAUCCUCUGGUCUGAGCCGGCAGGAACGCAGCAGGCAGCUGUGGGAGGAUGUGAGCACAGUGGAGGAAGACUCCAGCAAACUAAACGCCCUGCAGCUUCGCCUGGACGAGUCCCAGAAAGUCCUGCGGAAAGAGAGAGAAGACAAGCUUGCUCUGACUAAGAGCAUUGAGAGGCUGGAGGCUGAACUGAGUCAAUGGAAACUUAAAUAUGAGGAGCUCAGCAAGAGCAAACAGGAGGCCCUCAAACAGGUGAAACAUGCAUGUAGUCAGGCCACCACUGUGCCAGUCACAACAAGUCUGUGUGGAUCUCCUGUUGCUUUCUGGGUCGUCAGAAGGGUCACCUACUGUAGAUGUUGGUCCCACAAACAAAAUGUGUUUAUGUUGUUUGACCAAAUAGGGCAACUGCUGUGCCUUAAUGUUGCCACUAGCUGCAGGAUUAAGAUGUUAGAUCAGCUAGAGAACAGACUAAACUAGAGAAAUGCAUUUCCUGUUGAAAAUGCAUGUGGAUGCAAUGA
Monopterus albus (swamp eel) is the source of this 1561-nucleotide messenger RNA. Its product is annotated as coiled-coil domain-containing protein 102A-like. Bases 228 to 1520 code for a protein of 430 amino acids. NCBI's taxonomy places the organism in Eukaryota, Metazoa, Chordata, Actinopteri, Synbranchiformes, Synbranchidae. The transcript has 6 exons. The record is from RefSeq and is a predicted model, not a curated record.